CCUCUCAGUUCAAGCUGCAGCUCAAGAUAGGCUGAGCCGAGGAGGGGGGGCAGUGACAGAAGCGCUCCCUUUUGUUAGCAGCUCGGAGAGCAGCUGGAGAGACUCCGACCGACCGGAUCCAUGCAGGAGAACACCGUUUUUGGAAAAUGAUCAUCUGUACGAGUAAAAUGGAGUACCCCUUAAGAUCGCAGUGCAAGCGAGUCCAGAAACAGCAGACAGAUGUUGUGCUAAGAGGUGAUGGUGAACGGUGAGAAGGAGCGCGUAUCCUUGCUGUUCAUGAAGGCUCUGGUCAGCAGGGGGAGUGUGGACGCCGUGUCGCAACAGAUGGCGUCUCACCCCCAGUAUCUGGAGAGCUUCCUGCGCACACAGCACUACAUCCUGCACAUGGACGGCCCCCUGCCGCUGCCCUACCGCCAUUACAUCGCCAUCAUGGCGGCAGCAAGAUAUCACUGCAGCUACCUGGUGUGCCUGCACUCGGCCCAGUUCCUGAGGGUGGGAGGGGACCCUCUUUGGUUGCAGGGUUUGGAAGCAGCUCCCCCUCGUCUUCGCCUCCUUGCCCACAUAAACAAAGUGCUGGCGCACCAGCCCUGGCUCGCCACAUGUUCCCAUAUCCAGACGCUGCUGAAGGCAGGCGAGCAAUGCUGGUCACUGGCGGAGCUGGUGCAGGCCGUGGUGAUCCUGGCCCACUGCCACUCCCUCUGCAGCUUCGUCUUCGGAUGCGACACAGACUCGGACCUCGCGCAUCUCGCCAAAUCUCCAAACGGCACCCCGCCGACCUUCUGCCCCUUCGAUGCUGCCAACGGCAACACCAAUGUGCCUCAGUCGCUCAGGGCUCCCUCUGAAAAUAUCACACGGCGACGGUCUUUGGACUCCAGCUGUGACAUGGUUUGCCUAAAGGAGAGGAUCCAAAGGUCCCAGGAGGAGCAGGAGAAGAGAGAAGAACGUCUCCUCCAGACGCAGACGCUCCCACAAACGGAUCUUGAAGAUGAGGAAGAGAUGCUGUGCUUGGCGGAUCCAUCACGUUUCGUCGCAGACCCUGAUUUCUGCUAUCAGGAGUUUGCCUGCAGGGACGAGGACAACCUCCAAGUGCUCAGAGUUCAGGACUACUCCUGGGAAGUCCACGGUUUCUCCCUGAUCAACAGAUUGUACUCAGACAUCGGGCAUCUCCUGGACGACAGGUUCAGGAGCGUCACAUCCCUCCCAUCGCUGCACAGCUCCGACCUGAAGAGGGCGAUCUGGAAUUACAUCCAUUAUGUCUUAGGGAUACGUUGUGACGACUACGACUACGGGGAGGUGAACCAGUUGCUGGAGCGAGAUCUGAAGCUCUACAUCAAAGCUGUGGCCUGUUUUCCAGACGUCACCAAAACCCCGGUGUGUCCGCUGAGUUGGACUCUGCUGAAAGCCUCUGACAGGAUACACGUAAACUUGCUGAUCAUGGAGGCGCGGCUGCAGGCAGAGCUGCUGUACGCGCUGAGAGCCAUCACUCGGUACAUGAUCGCCUGAGAUGCUGGUGGAGUUCAAGCUGUCUGCCUGUACAGAGAGACCCCAGAGAGGACGAGGAACAGGAAGCGGCACAUCUGAUGUCCCAGAGAUCAGCUGAUCAUUGGGCGGUGGCACUCUUCUCAGAUCUUAAUGUUAAUUGACCCACGCCGACCUCUGCUCAUCUCUUCCCGUUCUGCUGUUCAACCUCUCUGAAAACAUCCUGCCUCUCUCAUGGUUAUGUGCAAUUCUAAGUAGUUAUUUUCAAAUGUCUCUGUCGUCUGUUCCAGUUAAGUCUGUGAGAAGCUGCCAGUUUGCAGCAUUGUGUUAUCAGUGGCCAACACUCCUAUUUUUCCAUUAGAAAAGUCUCUUUUUGUAUUAACUAUGCUCCCCUCUCCAAAAAAAAACCUUUUUUUUUCUACAAGGUGAUUGAUUGUUAAUGGAAGAUCAGGGGUUUUCAUUUUUCUGACAAUCUUUGUCAGUUUUGAAGGACUUUAUUGGACUGAAGGACAACAGUUUUAUGCUCCCUGACAUUUCGUAUUAAUGCUGGUCGAGAGCAAACAGCUGGAAGUUAUCGCAUCACUAUAGUUUCUUUUAAUAAGCACUUUUUUAAACUUUAUAUAUUUAUAAUGCAAUGUAGCUGAUGAGUUGACAUUGAGGCAAAGUGUGUGGGUCCGAUGCCUUUCUUCUCUUCCUGUUUUAUUUUUUUUAUUUUAAGUCCCAGGUUCCCAAUCGGAGGUACACAAUUUACAAUGUUUCUAUUUACAGUUUGUUUUUUCUCUUUCUUCUUGCUUUGUUUUUUUUUUUAAUGUGGAGACAGAAGAAUUUUAAAGAUGGUGGACGUAAUAGAAAAUUGUGUAAACUCAUCUGAGAAGCUGAGCCACUCAGGGAGCCCCGAUACACUCCCUAACAAAAAGUUACAGAAGAGUUUGAGUUCUGUUUAAAUUGCAUGUGUAGGUUUUUGCAUUUGUACAUUUUUAAAGUUUAGUUGCGUCAGAAUUCGUGAUCUGAGUCUGGAGAGCAAAAAAAAAAAAACGAUAAGCAAACUCUAUCCUUUUUUUUUAUUUGUUGUUUUUACAUUUUUCUUUAAUUACUUUGCGUACUCCCAGGUAUGAGUGUAGGACCUGCUCGAUGCACUGCAGCCUGAGUAGAUGUGGAUGUUUCAUACUGUGUCGGUUUAUGAUUUAGUGAGGAAGUAAGUGCAUAUCGAUUUAAAGCAAAAGCUCUGUUAUAACACAGGUGCCUUUAGGCGGGAGGAACUGGAGCGCUGCUCAAGUGGAGGGCUGUUACUGCUGGAGGCUGGACCGGAGUAUCCGUCAGAGGUUACUCUGAGUGGAAACGGAUAACUUCUUUUUCCUCUUGGAAAAUGAUAAGUUCUUAUAAAUAUUCCAAAUGUGAAGGCACGUUUCUAUCACCUUCUGCUUAAGUCCCAGCAUCUAGGCAAGAGCCUUCGACACAGAUGGAUGUUCGAAAUGUUCAACUUUAGCAGACAAAGAAUGGAUGACAUUUCAAAACAAAAAGUACAAAAA
This is a messenger RNA of Cyprinodon tularosa, 3008 nucleotides long. Its product is annotated as sestrin-3. NCBI's taxonomy places the organism in Eukaryota, Metazoa, Chordata, Actinopteri, Cyprinodontiformes, Cyprinodontidae. Gene Ontology annotation, biological process: cellular response to L-leucine; negative regulation of TORC1 signaling; regulation of response to reactive oxygen species. The transcript is spliced from 10 exons. The coding region runs from base 238 to 1503 and encodes 421 amino acids. Gene Ontology annotation, cellular component: nucleus. The record is from RefSeq and is a predicted model, not a curated record. Gene Ontology annotation, molecular function: oxidoreductase activity, acting on peroxide as acceptor; L-leucine binding.